AAAAUAUACAAAAAUACAUAAAAUUUACGUGAAUGUUUUAAAAUGAUUUUGUUAUGGUGGCAAUGUUAGUUUCGUUUUUUUUGUACAACAACACGCAUGAAUUUGUUGGUGCAGUGAAAAUUAAAUAAAUGUUAAAAAAAAAGCGAAAUUAUCAAGUGUUUUUGGUUCCGGAUCCGGCAAAACACAUUUUAAUCGAAUUUUAAGCCCGCGCUGUCGACGAGAUAAUUGCGAAAACAAUGCAUUUAAUCAAAGUAAAGACUAAACUCGCGCUGAAAAGCCCCGAAAUCGAGAGAAACUAGCAACACCAACCAAACCAAAGCCCACAAAUCGCACAAAAUACUGGCAAAAUAACGCAGAAAAUAAAAACAACAAUUAAAGAUAAGGGGUAACAACAGCGGCAGCAACUAAAAAACACAGAAGAGCGGAGCGGAGGGGAGGAAGGCAACGACGGCCCCAAGAUGUUGUGCCAGCUAAGUAAGGCCACCACCAGAAUCCGACUCAAAAGGCAGAAAGCCGUUCCACCACAUUGCUGGCUCUGGAGUCUGGCGCUACUGGCAGCAUUUACCCUAAAGGAUGUGAGUUGUGCCGAUCUAGCCAUUAGUAUACCCAAUAAUCCCGGCCUUGAUGAUGGGGCCUCCUAUCGGCUGGACUACCGUCCGCCCUUUGGUUAUCCGGAGCCGAACACAACCAUUGCCUCGCGGGACAUUGGUGAUGAAAUUCAAUUCUCACGGGCCCUGCCCGGCACCAAAUACAAUUUCUGGCUGUAUUAUACGAACUUUACGCACCACGACUGGCUCACCUGGACGGUAACGAUAACGACAGCUCCCGAUCCGCCCUCGAAUCUGUCCGUUCAAGUGCGAAGCGGGAAAAAUGCCAUUAUCCUGUGGUCGCCGCCCACCCAGGGCAGCUACACGGCCUUCAAGAUCAAGGUGCUCGGCCUGUCGGAGGCCUCGAGCAGCUACAAUCGCACCUUCCAGGUGAACGACAAUACAUUCCAGCAUAGCGUCAAGGAGUUGACACCGGGAGCCACCUACCAGGUGCAGGCCUACACUAUCUACGAUGGCAAGGAGUCGGUGGCGUACACGAGUCGAAAUUUCACCACAAGUCGAAGGACGCGGCAUAAAGAAUUGCUGGACAUUAAGAUCCUAAGAGAGCCCAACACUCCGGGGAAAUUCAUCGUCUGGUUCCGGAAUGAGACGACUCUGCUGGUCCUGUGGCAGCCGCCAUAUCCGGCGGGUAUCUACACGCACUACAAGGUCUCUAUUGAGCCGCCGGAUGCCAACGACAGUGUGCUGUAUGUGGAAAAGGAGGGCGAGCCGCCGGGCCCGGCGCAGGCGGCCUUCAAGGGUUUGGUACCCGGUCGCGCCUACAACAUCUCCGUUCAGACAAUGUCCGAGGAUGAGAUCUCGUUGCCUACGACUGCCCAGUAUCGGACGGUGCCGCUGCGGCCGCUGAACGUGACCUUUGACCGGGACUUUAUCAGCUCCAACUCGUUCCGGGUGCUGUGGGAGGCGCCCAAGGGUGUCUCGGAGUUUGACAAAUACCAGGUCUCAGUGGCCACCACCCGACGACAGUCCACUGUUCCGCGUAGCAAUGAGCCGGUGGCCUUCUUUGAUUUUCGCGACAUCGCGGAGCCGGGCAAGACCUUCAAUGUGAUUGUGAAGACGGUGUCCGGCAAGGUCACCUCGUGGCCGGCCACCGGGGAUGUUACUCUGCGUCCGCUGCCUGUUCGCAAUCUGAGGAGCAUCAAUGAUGAUAAGACCAAUACCAUGGUCAUCACCUGGGAGGCAGAUCCGGCCAGCACGCAGGAUGAGUAUCGGAUUGUCUACCACGAACUGGAGACCUUUAAUGGAGACACCAGCACCCUGACCACAGAUCGCACUCGCUUCACCCUGGAGAGCCUGCUGCCCGGCAGAAACUACUCGCUGUCUGUGCAGGCCGUCUCCAAGAAGAUGGAAUCCAACGAGACAAGCAUCUUUGUGGUCACACGCCCGUCGUCACCGAUAAUCGAGGAUCUAAAGAGCAUCCGUAUGGGCUUGAACAUCAGCUGGAAGAGCGACGUCAACUCGAAACAGGAGCAGUACGAGGUUUUGUAUUCCCGCAACGGAACGAGUGAGGUGCGCACCCUGAUCACCAAGGAGUCGCGACUGGUGAUCAAGAAUCUUCAGCCGGGCGCUGGCUAUGAGCUCAAGGUCUUUGCCGUCAGCCAUGACUUGAGGAGCGAGCCGCAUGCCUACUUCCAGGCAGUCUAUCCCAAUCCCCCACGAAACAUGACCAUCGAGACAGUGCGCAGCAACUCCGUCCUGGUCCACUGGUCGCCGCCGGAAAGCGGCGAGUUCACCGAAUACUCCAUACGCUAUCGGACCGACAGCGAGCAGCAGUGGGUGCGGCUGCCCAGCGUCCGCUCCACGGAGGCGGACAUCACCGACAUGACCAAGGGCGAGAAGUACACCAUACAGGUGAACACGGUGAGCUUUGGUGUGGAGAGCCCCAUGCCCCAGGAGGUGAACACGACGGUGCCGCCGAAUCCGGUCUCGAAUAUCAUCCAGCUGGUGGACUCCAGGAACAUAACGCUGGAAUGGCCCAAGCCCGAGGGCCGCGUGGAGUCCUACAUACUCAAGUGGUGGCCCAGCGACAAUCCCGGACGGGUCCAAACCAAGAAUGUGUCCGAAAACAAGUCGGCCGACGAUCUGUCCACGGUGCGCGUCCUUAUUGGCGAACUGAUGCCGGGCGUGCAGUACAAGUUCGACAUCCAGACAACCUCAUACGGCAUCCUCUCGGGCACCACGAGCCUCUAUCCACGCACCAUGCCUCUCAUCCAAUCGGACGUGGUGGUGGCCAAUGGCGAGAAGGAGGAUGAGCGGGACACCAUAACGCUGAGCUACACCCCUACACCGCAGUCUUCCUCCAAGUUCGACAUCUAUCGCUUCUCGCUGGGCGAUGCCGAGAUCCGGGACAAGGAGAAGCUGGCCAACGAUACCGAUCGCAAGGUUACCUUCACCGGUCUCGUGCCCGGGCGCCUGUACAACAUAACCGUGUGGACGGUCAGCGGCGGUGUGGCCAGCCUGCCUAUCCAGCGUCAGGAUCGUCUCUAUCCGGAGCCCAUCACCCAGCUGCAUGCCACCAAUAUCACGGACACGGAGAUCUCGCUGCGCUGGGACCUGCCCAAGGGCGAGUACAAUGACUUUGACAUUGCCUACCUGACGGCGGACAACCUGCUGGCCCAGAAUAUGACCACGCGCAACGAGAUUACCAUUAGCGAUCUCCGUCCGCACCGCAACUACACCUUUACGGUGGUGGUGCGCUCCGGCACCGAGUCCUCAGUGCUGCGCAGCAGCUCCCCGCUCUCGGCCAGCUUUACUACGAACGAAGCGGUGCCGGGUCGUGUGGAACGCUUCCAUCCGACGGACGUGCAGCCCAGCGAGAUUAAUUUCGAGUGGUCGCUGCCCUCCAGCGAGGCAAAUGGCGUCAUCCGACAGUUUGCCAUCGCCUACACGAAUGUCAACAAUCUGACGGAUGCCGGCAUGCAGGACUUUGACUCGGAGGAGUCCUUUGGCCUCAUUAAGAACCUCAAGCCGGGCGAGACGUAUGUCUUCAAAAUACAGGCCAAGACGGCCAUAGGCUUUGGCCCCGAGCGCGAGUAUAGGCAAACGAUGCCUAUAUUGGCACCGCCACGUCCCGCCACCCAGGUGGUGCCCACGGAGGUCUAUCGCAGCUCCAGCACCAUCCAGAUACGGUUCCGCAAGAACUACUUCUCGGACCAGAACGGUCAGGUGCGCAUGUACACCAUCAUAGUGGCGGAGGAUGAUGCCAAGAAUGCCUCCGGCCUGGAGAUGCCCAGCUGGCUGGACGUGCAGUCGUACAGCGUGUGGCUGCCCUACCAGGCCAUCGAUCCGUACUAUCCCUUUGAGAAUCGAUCCGUUGAGGACUUUACCAUCGGCACGGAGAAUUGUGACAACCACAAGAUUGGCUACUGCAACGGGCCUCUGAAGUCCGGCACCACUUACAGGGUGAAGGUGCGAGCCUUCACCGGACCGGACAAGUUCACGGACACCGCCUACAGUUUUCCAAUCCAAACGGAAAUGCUGAGCUCACCGGAUCAAGACAACACCUCCUUAAUUGUGGCCAUUACUGUGCCUCUGACCAUUAUUUUGGUGCUCUUGGUUACGCUUCUGUUCUACAAACGUCGCCGGAACAAUUUCCGGAAAACCACCAAGGACUCGCGGGCCAACGACAACAUGUCCCUGCCGGACAGCGUCAUCGAGCAGAAUCGUCCGAUUCUGAUCAAAAACUUUGCCGAGCACUACCGCCUCAUGUCCGCCGACUCGGACUUCCGCUUCAGCGAGGAGUUCGAGGAGCUGAAGCAUGUGGGCCGCGAUCAGCCCUGCACCUUUGCCGAUUUGCCCUGCAAUCGGCCCAAGAAUCGCUUCACCAACAUCCUGCCCUACGACCACUCGCGCUUUAAGCUCCAGCCCGUGGACGAUGACGAGGGCAGUGACUAUAUUAAUGCCAACUAUGUGCCCGGGCACAAUUCCCCGCGCGAGUUCAUCGUCACCCAGGGACCGUUGCACUCCACGCGCGACGACUUCUGGCGCAUGUGCUGGGAGAGCAACUCCCGGGCCAUUGUGAUGCUCACCCGGUGCUUCGAAAAGGGACGCGAGAAGUGCGACCAGUACUGGCCGAACGACACCGUGCCGGUCUUCUACGGCGACAUCAAGGUGCAGAUCCUCAACGACAGCCACUACGCCGACUGGGUGAUGACCGAGUUCAUGCUGUGCAGGGGCAGCGAACAGCGCAUCCUGCGGCACUUCCACUUCACCACCUGGCCGGACUUCGGGGUGCCCAAUCCGCCGCAGACGCUGGUGCGGUUCGUGCGCGCCUUCCGCGAUCGGAUCGGUGCCGAGCAGCGGCCCAUUGUGGUCCACUGCAGUGCCGGCGUGGGCAGGUCGGGCACGUUUAUCACCCUGGACCGAAUCCUGCAGCAGAUCAACACGUCCGACUAUGUGGACAUCUUUGGCAUUGUGUAUGCCAUGCGCAAGGAGCGCGUUUGGAUGGUGCAGACGGAGCAGCAGUACAUCUGCAUCCACCAGUGCCUGCUGGCGGUGCUCGAGGGCAAGGAGAAUAUCGUGGGACCCGCCCGCGAGAUGCACGACAACGAGGGCUAUGAAGAUGACGAAGGCAUCGCCGAGUCGGGCAUGUAGACGCCAUCCAAUCCAAUCCAAUCCCAACCGAGAACCGAACGGAGAACCGAAACCCAACCCAACUCAACCAUCGUGUGGCAAACUACAUUAUUAUUUACUUAAGAAUAGAUGGAGAUCCACGCUUGAUAUUAUACUUGGAUAUAUACUACAUACACCGGAUACUACUCGAUAUAUAAUACAUAUAUAAAUAUACACCGAUCUAUCGAAUGGGAAUGCAGCAAUCUCGCCAAACAGAACACGCAUCAAUUUAUACAUUUUAUAUAGUAUAUAUACACACAUAUAUCGUAAGAUAAUCGGGGGAUCCGAUUGCAAUUGAAAUUGUAAUCGAGUAACGAGUACCGAGUAACGUGUAACGAGUAAUUGUAAUUGCCGCUUCAACUGGAGAAUACUGAAUACUGAAUUGUAUUUUUACGCUAGCCACAAUUUGAUAUAAACUAUAUAUAUUGUAUCUUCCAAUUUUUUUGUACACUUAAUGUUAGUUGAAAUAUGUACGUGAGCAAGACGAGCAAAUUUUUGUAGCCAACUAAAAGCGCUAAAUGUUUACUUUUUAUAUUAUUAUUAUAUAUAUAUGUAUGCAUAUAUAUAUAAAUACAUGAUAAAUAUAUACCUUAUAUUAGACCUAAACUAAAACUAAAACUAAACUAACUCUAAAUCGCACACACGCCCACUCAUAAACACUCACAACUACUACUACACACAAGAUGCAAUAAUUGAGUUAAAUAGAUUUAAUAAAACAAAGAUUUUGCUGCAUGUAUGUACGUAUGUAGUGUAGUGUAAACCUUUUUAAUUUUUAUUAUUAUUAAAAUAUUUUUUUUAUUUCUGUUUGAUAAUUUUAUAGCUCGUAAGCUGUGUAAACUUCUUGUGUAAUGUAUGUGCUACCUUAAUUUUGUUUAAUUAUAUAAAAUUUUAUUUAAAAAUCGAAACCAUUUGUUGCUUUUUUAUUUGAACGGACGAGGCACAGGAAGUGAAUAAAUAAAACCAAUUAAUAACGUAAUUUAAAACACCGAUGUUAUUGUUAAACUUAAAAUCAACACAAAAAACUUGCACACAAGUCGCGUUUCCAUUUUCACUUCAUUCGCCAAUUUAGUGAAUUUUAUCGAGGUGCAUAUUUGCCAGACAUGGAACAAAAUUACUAUUUUGAAAACUAAACGUAAGCUAAAAAAGUACUGAACUGAGCUGUUUUGAAUCAUAAAAUUAACUUAUGUUCAGUAAGGAAAACUAGUUACUCCCUAAAGAAAUGCAGCUAGAACUAUUAACAAAAAAUAUGUUUGAAAUCAAGAAAACCUUGAUUAACGAGUAACAAUUGGCGAGUAACGAGUAUCAAGUUCCGAGCAAAGAGUACCGAGUCACGAGCAGCGAGUAAAUUUCUCUGGCACUGCUCUCCAGACUUUUUGAUUUUUGUAGAUUUUGAAUCGUUGUCUUUUUAAAAAGAAAGUGAAAGUGGAAGAUAGGCCGGCGAAAGAUAACAGACAGACAGCACAAAAGAACGACAGGAAGAAAUACAUUAAUUAAAUUAAUAUAAACGACCAAGCAACGCAUUUUGUGAGGCGAUAAUCAUUUACACACAAAAUCCACAAUGACAACAAAGAAACCGAAUCCCACGCAAACCAUAAAGACUAACUAACUAAAACCAACAACCGAUAGUUAAGGUGCCAAAGCGACAAACACCCCACACCCACACAGACACAAGCGACAAAAGAACUAUAGCAAUAAUCAACUUUAAACAAUAACAAAUUAAGUCCUAAUGAUUUGUAUAAACCUGUGUAAUUUUGAGUCCAGAACUUAGUUGAAGUGAUUAACCAAAGUGCAAUAGAAUCGUUUUGCUUCUAUAGAUUAGUGAAUACGUAAACAACGAAGCCCCAUAAUUUCAAUUUAUCCUGCCCUCCCGAAAAAUUAGACCCAAAUCCCUGCCACACAAUAGCAUUUAAUAAAUAAAUAAUUAAAUCAAUAAAUACAGAUAUAUGCAAAGGACGAGGAUUGCAACUAGAAAGUCUGUGUAAUGCAUACAACAUAAACGAAAGCGGAAGUGAAAAUGAAAACAUACUAUACAUACGACUCCAUCAUUAUACAACCCGUACUAAGUCGAACUACAUAUGCAUAUACAAUAUAGACAUAUAUAAAAUAUAUAUAUCAUUGUAAUAAUUUGUAAUGUUUAUCAGUAGAAUUAAAUACGGUUCGAUGAGGGGCAGCG
This is a messenger RNA of Drosophila kikkawai, 7392 nucleotides long. Lineage: Eukaryota; Metazoa; Arthropoda; Insecta; Diptera; Drosophilidae. The record is from RefSeq and is a predicted model, not a curated record.